Halichondria panicea is the source of this 1121-nucleotide messenger RNA. Its product is annotated as beta-2-glycoprotein 1-like. The transcript has 5 exons. The record is from RefSeq and is a predicted model, not a curated record. The coding region runs from base 337 to 999 and encodes 220 amino acids. Lineage: Eukaryota; Metazoa; Porifera; Demospongiae; Suberitida; Halichondriidae.
UGAUGGUGGAACUCUGACGUCCACUCUCAUCAACCUCAGUGAAGUGUCUGUACUGGAUGAUAGCAAUGUCACCUGUACUAUUACUAACAAUAGUUCUGCGUCACAGCAACAGCAAACCAUCAUGGUUGCUGCUCCUCCAUUAUCACUCUGGACUGGGACCCUCCCUCCUCUACUGGUGGUGUGUCUGUCAGCUAUGUCCUCAUCAUCUCCCCAACACCUCUCUCCGGAUCACCAGUCACUGUGGAGACCACCUCGGCACAGAUAAUCAUCUCCUAUAACACUCCCUACAAUGUGACCAUCAGAGCUGUCAACUGUGCUGGAUCGAGCAGUGAUGUCAUGCCAAUGAUUCAUGCUAUUGUUACAUGCCCCUCUAACCCACCACCUGCCAACCGAGUGACCAUCAAUGGUGCUCCUCCACUGCCUGCACUAGUAGGAUCAACUCUUAGUUUCACUUGCAAUGGACAGACGCUACUAGCAACCUGUGAGAGUGAUGGACGAUGGUCACAUGACCCCACCACAUAUGACUGUCCCUCAGUGCACUGCUCUCUUCCUCCUGAGCUGUGCAAUGGUGCUAUAGUGGACUAUGAUAGGUUGAACGAGACAGUGGUGGAGGGAACAGUGCUGACUUACCAGUGUGACAAUGAAUUCUCAUUGACUGGACCCAACAACAUCAAUUGUACUAAUGCUGGACUCUGGAGCAUUGAGCCUGAGGCAAUCAAGUGUGUACUUAGGACUGAAGGUUCUACAGUCGCCAUCCUAUCUACUGGUGAAGCUAUCGCUAUAAGUUUUGUCAUAACUUUCAUUGUGGCUGCAAUUCUUGGACUCCUAGUGAUGCACUUGUGCUCAGGCUCUUGUAAGAAGGCAGUAUACUCUCCAGCAACUAAAGAACAAGCUAAUAUAGGACCCACUGCACCAGUUGGUCCUGUUUAUGAGGAGGUGUCACCCAAAGAUGAGAUUGAACUGAAUACUAACCAGGCGUACGGACCUGUUGCACUAUAACUAUGUAUACGUUCCAGCCAGUAUUAUAUUAUCAGUUAUAGCUGCAUGGAGUACAUGCAUGUUUUACCUUGUAUACCAAACAACAAAGAUUAUGAUGAAUGUUCUGGUGAAGUUUUCCAUGC